UGAAUCAACAAAUUGAGGUGGGUUUCAUAAUUCUUGAAUCCCUCCACCCUUGAUAGUAUGAUUAGUUAAUUUAAUUCCAAUUAUUGUGAAGGGGAAUGAAAAGAGAGUAAGUAGGACACAAUUUCAACUGCCAUAUUGAAGAUUAAGCUUUCUCUUGGAAAACACUCUUUCCUUUCUUUUAUUAUAACCUCCAACUCUCUUGCCUUCACUCACCAUAUUCCAAAAUGCAGAAAGGCAGUACUCAAAUUGCCCUGAUUUUGGCUUCACUUAUUAUCUCAAAUAUUGUAGUUUUAGUUGUUUCACAAGGCCAACUAAGAGUUGGUUUCUACUCCAAAUCCUGCCCAAAUGCAGAGUCUAUAAUCCGCAAGGUUGUUCGGAAAGCAGUGGCUGACAAUCCUAGGAAUGCUGCAAUCUUGCUAAGGCUUCAUUUUCACGACUGCUUUGUUCAAGGAUGUGAUGGGUCGAUACUGAUAAGAAAUGAUGAGGAUGGUGAACUCAAAGCACAAGGAAACUUGGGAGUAGUUGGUUUUGACAUCAUAGACAGCGCCAAAGCCCGGUUGGAAAAUCUUUGCCCUGGAAUUGUUUCUUGCGCUGAUAUCGUUUCUUUGGCUGCAAGAGAUGCUGUUUCCUUGGUCAAUGGGCCAUUUUACGAUGUUCCAACUGGGCGCAGAGAUGGACGGGUCUCCAAGAUGUCUCUGGCUAAGAAUUUGCCUGAUGUUGAUGAUUCAAUCAAUGUUCUGAAAUCAAAGUUCAAGGAAAAGGGUCUCUCUGAUAAGGAUCUUGUUCUUCUAAGCGGUGGUUCACAUACAAUUGGUGCGACGGCCUGCUUUUUCAUGCAAAAAAGGCUGUACAACUUCACCCCAGGGGGAGGUUCAGAUCCAGCAAUCAACCCUGGGUUCCUGCCCCAGCUCAAAGAUAAGUGUCCUUUCAAUGGAGAUGUGAAUGUCCGAAUACCUCUUGAUUGGUCGACUCAAAACGUAUUCGAUGUUAAAAUUUUGCGCAACAUUAGAGAGGGGAAUGCAGUGAUAGCAUCGGAUGCUAGGCUUUACGAUGACAGGAUGACGAGGCAAAUAGUGGAUUCUUAUAUAACCUCUUCUGCUGCUUCUUUCAAUCAGGAUUUCGCUGAAGCAAUGGUGAAGAUGGGAAAUAUUGGGGCCAAAACAGGGUCGGAAGGAGAGAUUCGGCGGGCUUGUAAUGCUGUUAAUUGAGGACUUCACCCAAUAUUAUGAAGUUUUUGCAGUCUAAAUUAUGAAAUUAUAAACGCAUGCUGCUACAUAAUUUGUAUGUCAGUGCCUGACCUGAUGAGUUAAACAUUAAAUUAUGUAAAAGGAAAGGGAAUUGAAUGAAACUUGAACGUUUGAGAAUGGUGAA
Molecule: messenger RNA, 1371 nt
Organism: Gossypium arboreum
Lineage: Eukaryota; Viridiplantae; Streptophyta; Magnoliopsida; Malvales; Malvaceae
Product: peroxidase 13-like
Exons: 4
Coding region: 225-1208 (327 amino acids)
Biological process (GO): response to oxidative stress; hydrogen peroxide catabolic process
Molecular function (GO): heme binding; peroxidase activity
Source: RefSeq, a predicted model, not a curated record